AUGGCUCCUUGGAUGACGACCACAACGGAGCGAUAUGGCAUAGGGAGCUUCCCGGCCAGCAUAGUGCAGCUGAGGAAGGUCAUCAUUGAAAAGCAAGGUGAGUGGGACCAGGAGGUGGUGUUGUCAGCAGAGAUGCCCCUAGUGAAGGAGGUGACCACCACUUUGAGGGAGUGGGGAAGCAUCUGGAAACAACUCUACGUGGCCAAUAAGAAGAAGCGUGUGGUGCAGGUCCAACGGCUGAUGUGGGAUCUGAUGGAAUGGCGUUCGCAGCUCCUGUCUGGCACGUUGCCUAGCGACGAGUUCAAGGAGCUCAAACAGAAAGUCACCUCCAAAAUUGACUAUGGCAACAAGAUCUUGGAGUUGGACCUGGUGGUGCGGGAUGUGAAUGGGAACAUGCUGGACCCAGAGAACGCCAGUGUGAUCAGCCUGUUCCGAGCCCACCAAGAYGCCACCACCAAGAUCAACGAACGCAUCAAAGAGGAACAGUCCAACGUUCAGACGGGCCACUCGGUAAUCUCGGCCCGGAUCCAGUCCUCUCCCACUCACAGCCUCUAUGUCUUCGUCCGGAACUUCGUCUGUCGGAUCGGAGAGGAUUCUGAACUCUUCAUGUCCCUAUACGACCCCAACAAACAGACCAUCAUCAGUGAGAACUACCUGAUCCGUUGGACCAGUAAAGGUUUCCCUAAAGACGUUGACAUGCUGAACAACCUGAAGGUUGUCUUUACAGACCUGGGUAAUAAGGAUUUGAACAGAGAGAAGAUCUACCUGAUCUGUCAGAUAGUGAGAGUGGGUCGUAUGGAACUGAAAGAGACAAGCACCAAGAAGUGUACCCAGGGCCUCCGCAGGCCCUUUGGAGUGGCAGUGAUGGACAUCAGUGACAUCAUCAAAGGAAAGAUAGAGUGUGACGAGGAGAAGCAGUAUUUCAUCCCGUUCGUUCCGGUUGUGGCAGAGAAUGACUUCCUCCACUCCCUGCUGAACAAGGUGACAGCAUCGCGAGGAGACAGUGGAGGACAAGGUCUGUGGGUGACGAUGAAGGCCCUGGUCGGCGACAUCGUCCAGAUCCGUAAGGAGUACCCCCACCUGGUGGACCGCAGCACGGUGGUGGCCCGUAAACUGGGAUUCCCAGAGAUCAUCAUGCCGGGGGACAUCCGGAACGACAUCUACUUGACUCUGUGGACCGGGGACUUUGACAAGUACAACAAGACCACCCAGAAGAACAUGGAGGUCAUYAUGAUGGUGUGUGACGAGGAGGGCAAGGCCGUGCCGAACUCUAUCUGUCUGGGAGCCGGGGAUCGGCCGCUGAAUGAGUACAGAUCUGUCAUCUACUACCAGGUCAAACAACCACGCUGGAUGGAGACAUUCAAGGUGGCCAUCCCUCUGGAGGAGAUGCAUAGGAGCCACCUGCGCUUCAUGUUCAGACACCGCUCCUCUCAGGAGUCUAAGGAUAAGAGUGAGAAGAACUUUGCCAUGGCGUUUGUUCAUCUGAUGAAGGYGGACGGAACAGUGCUGCAGGAUGGACUUCAUGAACUGGUUGUCUUCAAGCCUUUCCAAAUUGUCUUUCUUGCGGGGAGACGUAUCUUCGGUGGGUUGAGGAGGUCCUCGCGGAGCGUGGUUUGCUGGGCUACUGAAGUGGAGGACUGUCCUGAGUCCUCAAGAAACCUGAGAACUCAGAUCAUCGACGGAGAGCAGGUUGUAAGUUUCUCCAGGACACUCUGGAUGCUCUGUUCACAUCAUGAGGAACAUCCCAGACUGACCGACUAUGACAUCCUAGUGUUCGAUGCCCUGAUCUACAUCAUUGGUCUGAUAGCAGACAGGAAGUUCCAGCAUUUUAACACGGUGUUGGAGGCCUACAUUAAACAGCACUUCAGCGCCACGCUGGCCUACAAGAAGUUGAUGUCGGUGUUGAAGAGGUAUCUGGAUGUGUCCAGUCGAGGGGAGCAGUGUGAGAACUACCUCCGCACCCUCAAAGCCCUGGAGUACAUCUUYAAGUUCAUCGUUCGCUCACGCAUGCUCUACUCCCAGCUGUAUGAAGGGAAGGAGCAGAAAGAGUUUGAGGAGUCUCUUCGGAGACUCUUUGAGUCCAUCAACAAACUAAUGAGGAGUGACCACAACACAACAGUCUUACUGCAGGUGGCUGCUCUGAAGUACCUACCCACAGUCUUGCAGGAUGUGGAGACAGUGUUUGACGCCAAACUCCUGAGGUCAGCUGUCUUGUAUGAAUUUUACACCUGUAUCCCUCCUGACAAGCUGCAGAAACAGAAGGUGUCCUCCAUGACCGAGAUCGUCAGCAGCAAACUCUUCGAAAAACAGGAGUGCCGGGACAUCCUGCUACCCAUGAUGCUUCGGGAGCUAAGCGAAGCGCUGAAGGACAUGGGUCAGGGGCCUCAUGACGACCGGAAGAACAGCGUGGAGCUGCUCAACAACAUCCUGGAGGUCCUCAGCAGAGACAAUGUGGGUGAGACAUUCCAGCAUAUUCAGGACAUUGUGGUCAGUCUCCUCAGGACCAUCAACCGUACGGUCAUUACCAUGGGUCGUGAGCAUGCCCUGAUUUCCAGGGUGGUGGCCUGUAUGACGGCCACUCUGAGUCAGAUGGAUGACAGACACUAUUCCCGCUACCUAGAGACCUUCUCAGGCACCACCGACCUCUUAACAUUUAUUGUUGACAUCAUGUCAAUGUCAGUAUUGACACGGUAUAUAGGUAGAGAUGGAUAUCAUGCUGUCAUCUCAUAAACUGUGCGCUGUGUCUCUGUCAGGGUGUUCCUCAGAGCCAUCAACACCUACGCUGACACCAUGAACCUCAAAUUCCUCAACAACAAUGACUUUGAAGUGCAGUUGUGGAAUAAUUACUUCCAUUUGGCUGUGGCAUUCAUUACCCAAGAGUCAUUGCAACUGCAGCACUUCUCUCCAACCAAGAGGAACAAGAUCCUGGCAAAGUAUGGAGACAUGAUGGAGAACUCAUCGGUUUUUGCCAUACGGGACAUGUGGUACAAACUGGGUGUGAAUAAGAUCUGUUUUAUCCCUGGGAUGGUGGGUCCUAUCCUGGAGAUGACUCUGAUUCCUGAGGAAGAGCUGAGGCGAGCCACCAUCCCCAUCUUCUUCGACAUGAUGCAGUGUGAACACAAACUCUCCACGCACUUCAAAAAGUUUGAAAAUGAGAUCAUUCUGAAGCUGGAUCAUGAGGUGGAGGGAGGAGGAGGAGAUGAGAGAUACAUGGAGCUACUGGAAACCAUACUGUUGGAGUGUGUUGUGGAGCAUCCUUUGUUAGAGGCAGAGGUCGAGCACUUCGUUGACUUGGUGAAGGGACUCCUGGUGCGUCUCCUUGACUACCGCACGGUGAUGAGCGACGACAGCCGCAACAACCGCAUGAGCUGCACUGUCAAUCUCCUGAAUUUCUACAAGGACAUCAACCGUGAAGGGAUGUACAUCAGAUACCUCUACAAGCUGAGAGACCUUCACAUGGCUGUGGAAAACUACACAGAGGCUGCAUACACCCUGUUGCUUCACUCUCGCCUGCUCAAGUGGUCAGAGGACCAGUGCAGUCCCCAGUUUGAGCUGCGUAGCUGUCAGACCCAGCGCCAGCAGAAGGAGAAUCUCUAUGAAACCAUCAUCGGGUACUUCGACAAGGGCAAGAUGUGGGAGGAAGCUAUAACUCUGUGUAAGGAGCUGGCUGACCAGUACGAGAUGGAGGUGUUUGAAUACGAGCUGCUCAGCCAGAGUCUGGUAAGACACGCACAACACACUGUUGCGUUCUAUGAGAACAUUAUGACGAUCCUGAGGCCCAAGCCAGACUACUUUGCUGUGGGCUACUACGGACAGGGUUACCCUCCCUUCCUCAGGAACAAGGUGUUUAUUCACCGGGGGAAGGAGUACGAGCGUAGAGAAGACUUCCAGAACCAGUUGAUGAGCCAGUUCCCCAGCGCUGUCCGUCUCAAUAUCACCACCAUGCCUGGAGACGACGUCAGACUCUCCCCUUUGCAGUACAUCCAGUGUUUCACUGUUCAGCCUGUCCUGGAGAUCCCAUCUCGCUUGAAGAGCAAACCUGUCCCUGACCAGAUCAUCAACUUCUACAAGUCCAACUACGUGCAGCGUUUCCACUACUCCAGACCAGUGAGGAAAGGCCCAGUGGAUCCCAGCAAUGAGUUUGUUUCCAUGUGGAUUGAGCGCACCACGUUCACCACAGUGUAUAAACUCCCUGGGAUCCUGCGCUGGUUUGAGGCCACAGACAUGAAACAUACCACCAUCAGUCCUCUGGAGAAUGCCAUAGAGACCAUGCAGAGCACCAAUGACAAGAUCCUCACCCUAAUCAACCAAUCGGCCGACGACGCCCUUCCCAUCAACCCUCUCUCCAUGCUGCUCAACGGCAUUGUGGACCCUGCCGUCAUGGGGGGCUUCGCCAAGUACGAGAAGGCUUUCUUCACUGAGGAGUACAACUUGCAACACCCAGAGGACCGAGAUAAGCUGGAUGGUCUCAAAGACCUCAUCGCAUGGCAGAUCCCGUUGCUGGGUGGGGGAAUCUCUCUACAUGGGAAGAGAGUGACAGACGACCUACGACCUUUCCACGAGCGCAUGGAGGAGUGCUUCAAGCAUAUGAGGAAGAAGGUGGAGAAGGAGUACGGAGUGAGGGAGCUGCCGGAUAUGGAUGAGAGGAAGUCAAGUCGCCCGCGCUCUGUCCUUCGCUCCUUCCGUCAGUCCGUCAUCUCCAUCUCUUCCCUCCAGGGGUCUGAGUGUGGGACCCCCACCAAACCUUAUCCAGACGGUGGUCUCCCUGACAUGGCGGCCCCCCAGACCCCCACCCUGCAGCGCUCCAGUGGGAGUGUGAGCAUGGGGGAUGAGGGAGGGGCAGAGGGGGAGGUUAAACUCAGGAACUCCAAGAGGAGAAGGAAAAGGAGCAGCAUGAUCUUCAUCCCAGAGGAGAGAGACAGGACCAACACUCUGGACAGCAAAUGGCUGUCCAAGAAGCAGGAGUUCCGCAGUGACACCAACUUGUCUGAACCUGGCGCUCAAGAAAAUGUCUUUCUCACCAACGCCAACUCCAGAUCUCUGCCUGCUAUUACAGGUCAGUCUCUGUCUGUGGCCAAUGGUAGUGAGGAGGCGGAGUCAUCCCGGUUCAGAAGGGACAGUAAGAGUAUGUCUGUGUGUCUUCCUGGAGACCGCACUGCUGACAGACGCUCCAAAGGGGUCAUCAACCUGCUCUUCGGGACCAAGAGCAACAAGUCUGAGCAACAGAGCAACAAGUCUGAGCAACAGAGCAACAAGUCGUCUACUGAUCCAAGCAACAGGAAAGCCAGUCAUUUCUAACAGCCAUCCAUCACACAUGAUGUACCCUCAGUGCCUUUUAACCUGCUCUGCUUUGAAUUCCAGUUACCACCAGGGGCUAUUGCCUUGCUGGAAACUCCUCUUUGGAAAGAGCUAUCUGAUCUGUUCUUUUCUUUAUCAGGUUUUAAAGACUUGUUUGCACUCACACAUGCACACAGGCACACACACACAAUGAGAGAGAGGUGGAGGGAAAGGGAGAGAGAGACUGACAGAUUCUCUGAAGAAAUUCAUGCUUUUAAACUUCUGCGCUCAUAUAUUUUAUAAUCAUUUCAAUAGAAUUUUUUUUAAAUUAACUGUCCUUCUUAAAUAAUGGUGUUUGCAAGCAUUCCAUUUAAUUCAAUUGAUGAAAUAAUAAGUAAAGAGAUAUCUGACUCAAUUUCUCCCCAAUGUUUGACAGAGUUGUUUUUUUCAAAUGUUAUUAACAAUGUAGCCCUUUCCUGCAUUCAAUGACCGAAAGCACCCUCUUUGGUCUCAUGAGUGGAAUGUUAUUCAUAUUUUUCAUAAUGUCAUAAUAAAGAUUUUUUUUAAAUUAAACGACGAAAAUACAGUG
This is a messenger RNA of Salvelinus sp. IW2-2015, 5866 nucleotides long. The record is from RefSeq and is a predicted model, not a curated record. NCBI's taxonomy places the organism in Eukaryota, Metazoa, Chordata, Actinopteri, Salmoniformes, Salmonidae.